Molecule: messenger RNA, 2004 nt
Organism: Styela clava
Lineage: Eukaryota; Metazoa; Chordata; Ascidiacea; Stolidobranchia; Styelidae
Source: RefSeq, a predicted model, not a curated record
UCGACUACGAAUAAGCAAUAAAUUUGAGAUGUAGUAAUUGUUUUUAUUUAGCGACUGAUAUUCUGUGAUUUUGGGACUAUCUAAAUAAUAUGAAGGAAUGAUGAAGUCGAUUUCAAGAUUUCUUUUAAUAUGUUUGAUUCUGGACGACAUUGUCUGGGGCCAGGAAGAGACAGUGUUUCACUGCUCAGUUAGACCAGAAUGUCAAGUUAUCCAAUGCGACUCACAAUCAAUUGGUGGAUGGAAUGAACCUGGAUUUGACGUGGAAGGCUACUUAAAUGCAAACGAGUUCCCAAUCACUUGCCAAUCGAAACAGUUGAACAUUGUUAACAGUUCAACCAAUUUGAGAAAUAUGAUCCCAGAAAUGUCGGAAAUUACAACCAGACUCAGUUCGAUAGAAAGAGAUGCCAGUGAUCUUCUGCAAUUUAGAAGAGACUUUCAGAAAAAAGUUUCUAUUGUUGAAGAAUUAAAUGUUGAUUUACUAAAUGAAAUUACACAAUUGAAAUCAAGAGAAACCAAAUUGAAAGAAACGAUCAGAACAAUACGGAACAACUCAAAAAUUGCUGAAAACAACAACAAAAUAACAUUUCUUGUUCUACUAACAUCCAUUGAAAAGAUGAAAAGCACAAAUGAACAAUCAGAAAAUGAAAUAAAUACAGUAAAAAAAUCCCAGCAGGUGCAAGAAUCAGAGUUCAACUUCAUAAAGAACGAAAAUACGCAACUGAGAGCGGACCUAAAUAACUUGAAGGAAGAAAAUCAACAAAUUCGAAAAAUAUUAAUUGCACUUGAGGAAAAAGUUAUAUCUCUGAAAAAUCCAAAGCAACUUGAACAAGAAACGGGAAAAACUUCUUCGGUUCCGGUUACUGCCUCGAUUCCAACUCCCAGAGCUUUGAAUGAUAUAUAUUCGGACACAAAAAAUAAAUGUGAAAUAUUGAUAGAAAGUAAUUGCUACUGGAUGAAAAUACACAGCGAGGCGGAUAUGGACUUUGCAAAAGCAGAAUCCAUUUGCCAGGAAAAAGAAUCUAAAAUUGCUCAAGUUCCAGACGAGUCAACAUAUGACAUAUUUGUAAAGGAACUGCGCUUGAGAACUCCGGGAGGAUUAACCAACAAUCAUGCUUGGAUUGGGAUUACUGUAAAUCCAACAACUCGUGAAGUAUUUCCAUCAAACUCAUAUACAAAAUGGAACACAAGGUUUGGUGGAUGGGGGAUAUCAAAGUAUAUCAAUGUUUUUAUUGUUGUUGAUCCCAGAAGACAUGGAAUGAGAAACAGCCUCCCGACUACAAAAAGAAACGGUGUUAUUUGCCAGAGGAUGAUUACCCAAAACUUUUUCAAUUAGAUAACUUGUUGUGUUUAGUAUAAAAUUUGGCAUCGGGAUCUGGAUAUGUAGCCUCAAUUUCAAUUAAAAGGCCUUACAGUUAGAACUUGUGCUAGGCACAGCAAAUACAAACUGUCAAUCUAUAAUGUAUCUAUAUUUUCCUAACGUUACAAAAGCUGUAGAAGUCAUAUUAUUCAAAGUUUAUUGCGAAAUAUGUAGGGAACAUAUGUGGUCUUUCAGUAGGUUCUGGUCAAUCCGUGAUAUACUGUAUUUUCAAAAUGAAAUAGUAUGAUAACUAAAUUAUGCUUAACAAAUGUGGGGAAUGAAUACUUUUUUUGUGAUGGACUGUUUUUUUUUUUAAGGCUUUGUACAUCUAAACUUUCGCGCGUUUUAUUUCAUUGCAUGUUGGUUGCAAGUUGAAAGUAGUAUGCCCGCUUAUACUUAUGGCCGGUAGGCCUUUGAUGAAACAUCAUUUUACAAUGCAUUCGUACAAAAUUGUUUGCAUGUAUAUCAUUAUCUAUAAAACUUGUUGCGACCAGAAAAAAAGAUAAUAUUGAGAUUAUUAUGCCUUGGGCAAAAAACCUUCAUAUCAAAACUAUAGUUUUGACAUUGCCUUUGCAAUUCAUUCUCUCAAAAUUAUCACGUCACGUCCACCAUUGGGUUUUAAAGGUUAUAUUAUGAAAAUAUUGAAG